Messenger RNA from Botrytis deweyae, 475 nucleotides. RefSeq lists its product as uncharacterized. The record is from RefSeq and is a predicted model, not a curated record. NCBI's taxonomy places the organism in Eukaryota, Fungi, Ascomycota, Leotiomycetes, Helotiales, Sclerotiniaceae. The transcript has 3 exons. Gene Ontology annotation, cellular component: DASH complex; mitotic spindle pole body; mitotic spindle. Bases 1 to 354 code for a protein of 117 amino acids.
AUGUCCUCCUCAACCAGUCGAUUCCCCCGCUCCUCAACUCCUCCCGAAAAAUCAUAUUUCGAACAGCAGCGCGAGAUCUUACUGGGAGAAAUAGCUAUUUCAUUCGAACACGUCCUCUCCAGUAUCAAUAAACUGAAUCGAUCUCUAGAAGGUGUAAUUGCUGUCGGCAAUGAAUUCUCCUCCGUCGAAGCCCUCUGGUCCCAAUUCGAAAACGUCAUGGCCAAAGAUCCCUCCUCUGAAUCCCCGCCCGAAGAAGAAGUACAGCAACAACACCAACACCAACACCACAGUAGCAGUAAACGCGAAGAGCACGAGGGAGAAGAAACGAUUAUGGAAGAUGAUACACGGGUUUAAGUCUACGAGUUGAGAGGAAGGGAAGGGAAGGGAAGGUUUGGAUGUGCCGAAUUGGAUCGGGCCUAUGGACUGCACAUAUCAUGAUAAAGAUGACAUGGCAAGAGGAGUUCUGGACUGGAGU